ACUGUAGCUGUGUGCUCUGGCAAGCGGUGAUGAAGGAACAGCUCUAGCAGAGGAUGCUUUCGGGCGGGGGUGGGGGGAAAAACCAAAUCUGUAGAUCCAAAUCUAAGCCGAGAGCCUUCACUUUCCACUGGGUGAGCCCCGCUGUCCUCCGGUCAGCCUCCGCUCCAGACACAGCCAACCCGGCUGAAGGUCUGUGGCGGGGUCGGGCUGCGCCAGCUGGACCCGCCCCGAGCUCCAUGGUUCGCCCAGCCCCGCGCGAUGGUGACUCUGGGCUCGGAGGGUGGCUAUGGGAGAGCCCGCAGAUCACAGCAGCGUGAAGGCGGGGAGCGCGGCGGGCGGCGGUCGGCGGUCGGCGGGCAGGGACUGUCUCCCCGACCUCAGUACCCAGAGAAGCGGCUCAACCACCUGAACCCCGAAAAACGCCAACAAGUAGUUACUCCUUUGAGGAGGGUGGCUCAGCUGGCCUCAGAGACUCAGUCCGACUGCAGGAAGAACCUCGUCCACACGGAGACCCAAGCAGAUCUACUUUUCUCCGGGUCUCCUUAAGUCAUGUCUGAGCCACAGAGAUGGGCAAGAUCGAGAACAACGAGAGGGUAAUCCUCAAUGUCGGGGGCACCAGGCACGAAACCUACCGCAGCACUCUCAAGACCCUGCCUGGAACUCGCCUGGCCCUUCUCGCCUCCUCUGAACCUCAGGGCGACUGCCUGACUGCAGCGGGUGACAAGCUGCAGCCGCUGCCCCCUCCGCUGUCUCCGCCGCCGCGACCGCCUCCCUUGUCCCCUGUCCCCAGCGGCUGCUUCGAGGGCGGCGCAGGCAACUGCAGUUCGCACGGUGGCAAUGGCAGCGACCACCCUGGGGGAGGCCGCGAAUUCUUCUUCGAUCGCCACCCAGGAGUCUUCGCCUAUGUGCUCAACUACUACCGCACGGGCAAGCUGCACUGCCCCGCCGACGUGUGCGGGCCACUCUUCGAGGAAGAGCUGGCCUUCUGGGGCAUUGACGAGACCGACGUGGAGCCCUGCUGCUGGAUGACCUACAGGCAGCACCGGGACGCGGAGGAGGCCCUGGACAUCUUCGAGACACCCGACCUCAUCGGGGGCGACCCUGGUGAUGAUGAGGACCUAGCGGCUAAGAGACUGGGCAUUGAGGAUGCUGCGGGGCUGGGAGGCCCCGAUGGCAAGUCUGGCCGCUGGAGGAAGCUGCAGCCUCGCAUGUGGGCUCUGUUUGAAGACCCCUACUCAUCCAGAGCCGCCAGGUUUAUUGCUUUUGCUUCUCUGUUCUUCAUUUUGGUUUCCAUCACAACCUUUUGCCUGGAGACACACGAAGCUUUCAAUAUUGUUAAAAACAAGACAGAGCCGGUCAUCAAUGGCACCAGCGCUGUUCUCCAGUACGAAAUUGAAACGGAUCCUGCCCUGACAUACGUGGAAGGAGUGUGUGUGGUGUGGUUUACUUUUGAAUUUUUAGUCCGUAUUGUUUUUUCACCCAAUAAACUUGAAUUCAUCAAAAAUCUUUUGAACAUCAUUGACUUUGUGGCCAUCCUCCCCUUCUACUUAGAGGUGGGACUCAGCGGGCUGUCUUCCAAAGCGGCCAAAGAUGUGCUUGGCUUUCUCAGGGUGGUUAGGUUUGUGAGGAUCCUGAGAAUCUUUAAGCUCACCCGCCAUUUCGUAGGUCUGAGGGUGCUCGGGCAUACUCUUCGUGCGAGUACCAAUGAAUUUUUGUUGCUCAUCAUCUUCCUGGCUCUGGGAGUGUUGAUAUUCGCGACGAUGAUCUACUAUGCUGAGAGAGUAGGGGCUCAGCCUAACGAUCCUUCAGCUAGUGAGCACACACAGUUCAAAAACAUCCCCAUUGGUUUCUGGUGGGCUGUGGUGACCAUGACUACCUUAGGCUAUGGAGAUAUGUACCCGCAAACAUGGUCAGGGAUGCUGGUGGGGGCCUUGUGUGCUCUGGCUGGAGUGCUGACAAUAGCCAUGCCUGUGCCUGUCAUUGUCAACAAUUUUGGAAUGUAUUACUCCUUGGCAAUGGCGAAGCAGAAACUUCCAAGAAAAAGAAAGAAGCACAUUCCUCCUGCCCCUCUGGCAAGCUCACCUACAUUUUGCAAGACAGAAUUAAACAUGGCUUGCAACAGUACCCAGAGUGACACAUGUCUGAGCAAGGAAAACCGGCUUCUGGAACAUAACAGAUCAGUGUUAUCAGGUGACGACAGUACAGGAAGUGAGCCGCCAUUAUCACCUCCAGAAAGGCUCCCCAUCAGACGCUCUAGUACCAGAGACAAAAACAGAAGAGGGGAAACGUGUUUCCUGUUGACGACAGGUGAUUACACGUGCACUUCUGAUGGAGGAAUCAGGAAAGCAAGCACACUAGAGCCCAUGGAGAGUACUUCACAGACUAAAGGAGACACAAGACCAGAAGCUCAUUGGAAUUGUGCGAACUUACUCAAUUUUGGGUGUCCUACAGGAAGUUCAUUCCCCACCCUCUAACUGUUCAAUGGAACUACCAAAACGUUUAUUUCCAAAGCUGUGUGAUAGGAUUCCAUUUUCAUUCACGUGUCUUGCUGUCCACGUCAUGUGACGUCACGUCACACUUUGUAUGAGAAGCACCCCCAGCUCAUUCAACUGCCUCUAAUAUUCUACUGAAAAUGCUACAAUACAUGACUGCCUCCAAAGGUCACAGGACGGGGUCCUGGCUGAAGUUAUUAGGGAAAACAACCAAGCUAUGUUCCUGAGAAGCUGUUUAAUGAUCUAAGCACAUGGCUUUCACCAACAGUAGAGUAGGUCGGUAAUUUUUGGUUUAAAACAAAAUUUACCUCAAUUCAUGGAGGGUGAGAGAAAGAGAUGACGUCAUCUGCAUACAUCAAAUUCAGAUCUAUUUCACUAAAAUUAUGACUCAGUUUACAUUUCAUUUGCUUCCUUUUUAUUUAAUUUUAUUUUACUACCUAAGGGAUUGGCAAUGUGCUUUCCAUCCUGUAUCACAUGGAUAAUGGCACCAGAUGCCAUUAUUAUGUGAAUCACUCUUUUAAACUAGUGAGCCUUAAAAAAUUACAUAUGUUGGAAACAAGUGUGCACUUCAGGUUAAGCAUGCUUCAUUAGUUAAUUAUACUAAAAUUAAAAGGGAUAUAUCUCAUAUAUUUUUAAUUUUCAGAAACAUGUCCUGAAAUUUAAAAGUGUUGAGUCUGUAAACAUAUGUAAGGGGAAUUUUUUUGCCUAAUUUAAAAAAUUCUUGUAGUCUUUAUAUCCAAAUUAUAUUAAUGCUAACUAUAAUCAAGCAUAAAUAUGUUUUGAAAUAUUGUAGCUAUAAUUUGUGUUAGCUGGUUUAAUUUUUUUUCAGAAUGUGAAAUAAAGUGAGCUUCAGUUUUUAGAUGUAUGAAUUGUGUCAAUAUUGAAUUCUUUACGAAUGGUAUUAGCUAAAAAAAUAGCACUUUGGGUUACCCUGCACUGUACUAUUUGUUUCUGUCUAUUUUCUGGUUGAACUCAACUGAUGUCUAUGCAUUUUUUCAUAAAAGGAUAUGAAAAAUCCCGAAGCUUAAACAACAUAGCUGGCUUGGCAGGCAAUGCUCUGAGACUCUCUCCAGUUACAUCCCCCUACAACUCUCCGUGUCCUCUGAGGCGCUCUCGGUCUCCCAUCCCAUCUAUCUUGUAAACCAAACUGCAUCAAUCGGCUAAAUUCUAUCAAUACAACUACUGUUUAUCCUGUAACGGAAACAAUUAACUGUAGAGUUUCUCCAGGCUCCAUUAAUAACAGUGUAAAUCCUGCAUGAUAUUACUAUUUGAAGUCAGAGAUCCUACCUGAGUAGCUAAAACAUCUUAUCCCGGCUUUAAAGAUGAUCUAAAGUAGUGCUACUACUCAAUACGAAUUGCCCCAGUUUCCUUUCGCAAUACAGUGACCAAUAGUGUCAGAUAUAUUGGCCAGUAAACUAACGCAUAACCGUAUCUUCAGGGAGAUAUACUUUAAUAGUGUGCUUCUCAAUGCCAACCACUUCACUGGACCUUCAUUUCUUGUGACUCCAAACCAUUCUGAAGAUGUCUGGGAUCCCUAUCUAGAUCACAUAGAACAUGACUUUGAUCAGCUCAUUUGCAUGGACCAUCUUGUCUGUAUCACCUGAAUACAAUGUUGUAGAGUCCUGGGACUGGAUGGCUCGGGAUACGUGUACUUGCUUCAAACCAUCCUGCAAAUGUGAAUGCAAAUGUGGAAGCUCUGGGAGGGAACCUGUUCUGCAUGUUGGAUUGUGGGGUAGGGGGGCGCCUUUCUCCUUGCUACCCCCCACUCACUCCUUCUUUGAUGGAAGUAUUUACUUUAAAUACCUUAAUUUCUCUAUUGAUUUAUAUUUCUUUAAAAAAAUGCUGUAUUGGUGUUCUGAAUAUUUUUGGUUGUUUGCACACACAGAUAACUGCAAAGAGAUUGUCAUUACUGGUUACACGCAAGCUGAGGCCAGAUCUCUUACUUAAUGAAUUGGGGAAGGCACAAAGCAUGAAAGAAAGGUAACGGCUAACCAGGCUUGCAUCGUUUAGCUAAGAUUUGCUGCUUGGUACUAGAGCCAUUCUCCCCCAGCCCCACCUCCCACAAGUCCUAGAAUUUGUCAUUAUUUUCAGAUGUAGAGUGCCAAAUAUUACCCAAAGCUUUUGUCUGCUUUUUUUCUUGCCUCUUUGUUUUUAUUUAUUCUUUUGUGUGAACAUUGAAAGUUACUGGUGUUCACCGAAGGCUUUUUUGACUAGCCUUAAAAUUUGCAUCAAAGGACUAACCAGAUUUUUCAGGCUGUGUUUAAUCAGGUGCUUCGUCCCUUGCAUUGUCUCCAUCUGUCUGUCUUAACUGUAUAAGCUAUUUGUCUCCAUAGAGUGUAGACAUGCCCUGAUCUUCUCUUUAAACUUCUUAUCAACUUCCCCACCUCCCGCCCAUGUCUUCUUUGCUACUUGGAGCAGCCUUUCUGAUAUGUAUGUAAAACUACUGAUGCUCUGUAGACUACCUAAAUUAAUAGGCACUGUGAAUAAUUUUUUUUUUAUGAGCAGGACCGAAGCAGCAAUUUCACCAUAGUUCUCUGUUGCCUACUGCAGUGCUGGUUUCUGCUACCAAGCAAUCUGCAUUUGUCACUACAUUCCAGGAAUCAUACCUAGGGAGUCAUCUUUUUUUUUGUUGUUUUUUAGUCUGGAGGGAAGAUAGUCUGUUUAUCCAUCUCUACCAAAUGCUACAGCAAUAGUGUAUCUGAUGUUUUGGAUAUGUGAGGGAAGGAAAAUGCCAUAAUAUAAUCUCAGCAUAGACUAUUACUUUCAAUGAGUUGAUUCUUAAGAGUGUUGAUGAAUUCCCAACUCUCAUGUAUAUUUUUGAUAGAAAGGCAAUUGUCACUUGUGUUAUUGGAUAGAGACAUGUCUUAUUCUCCAUUCUCAAGCCUUAGAGCAUGAGCUGCAUGUCAGAGAUCUUGUACAGCAAUGCGUUCACCCAGACGUAAAUAUUCAAUAUUUAGAGAAACCGUGAUUCUUUUUGAUAACACCAUUCGUAGAAUGCUAUAAAUACUCAGAGAUUUACGGUAAGAGAUUAAUAUGCUGCCUGGUGCUGCUGUUAUUGACUGCAGUGUUGUACAGAAUUUAUCAUGGAUUUUUGACUGCUGAAAAAAGGACAUUGAGAUAUAGCCAUUCCAAGGAUUGUACUACCGAAUGUUCUGCUACCGAAUGUGACCCAAUGUGACCAGUUUGUAUUCAAAAGACGUUCUGCAGCUUAUAAAGGAACCAUGGCUGGAACUGAAAUGGUGCUUGCCAUGGGAAUAUUCUGCUUGUCGACAGACCAGAGUCCACAAAACAACUGUAUAUACCAACGUGUGCAUGGGUCCACCCCUCUCACAGUCUCAUAGCAGAGGGAGCCACAUCCAUGGUCAGCAUCUGUGAAGCUUCAAGGAAUGCCCGCAAGGCUCUGAAUGGCUUCUCUCAGGCUCACGGUGGUUUUGCUGUGAAUUGCAGAGGGUAGUGAAUCUGAUGUAGUAUAGGUCUGUUUUCAUUUCUGUUUGUACAUUAUGUGUUGGAUCUACAAACACUGAUUGCCUCAUUUUCUUGCAAACUGCUUAUAUAUCAGCUUGUGUAAACUUUUAGUGUCUACAUCUAAAUCUACCUAUUUCUUAGUCAUGUAUUCAUUUAGUUCUGGAACGCUGUUACUAUCUAGAAGAAAGUCAUCAACAGUAUUCAUAGUUUAAGUCUUUUGUCAUUGUUACCUCAAUUAUAAAUAUUAAAAAAUAUAAAUUCUGUCAAUGAGAAUAUUUUUUUAUUAAAUGAUCGAGGAAAAUGUCAGUAUAUAGCAGAAUAUUAUCAAAUUAUAUCCUAAAAUGUCUAUUUUGCAUAAAAGAGAUAUUCUUCAAUCAAUUCCUUUUUUUGUGAGCUUUGUGGCUAAUGAAGUGUAUGUUCGUCUUUAUCACUGCUGUAGUUGAAACUGUAUAAGAGUUUUUCCUCUUGCUUAAUCAAUAUUUCCAGAAUCUAUUAGCUCCCCUGGGAUUCUGAAUAUACUGUAUAGCCUAACUAUAAACCCCUGUAUCGUGUACCUUUUGUGACCAUCUCAAGGUGCAUGCCUCACCUUCGUGAUAAGCCAGUGGACAUGUUACUAACUGAAAUGAAGAAUAAAAGUCAAAUGAUCUGGGGAUAAACUUGAAUCUUAUCUGAUUAAAUGAUUCAUACCCUU
Arvicanthis niloticus (Nile rat) is the source of this 6648-nucleotide messenger RNA. The record is from RefSeq and is a predicted model, not a curated record. Lineage: Eukaryota; Metazoa; Chordata; Mammalia; Rodentia; Muridae.